Messenger RNA from Letharia columbiana, 204 nucleotides. RefSeq lists its product as uncharacterized. The record is from RefSeq and is a predicted model, not a curated record. The coding region runs from base 1 to 204 and encodes 67 amino acids. NCBI's taxonomy places the organism in Eukaryota, Fungi, Ascomycota, Lecanoromycetes, Lecanorales, Parmeliaceae. The transcript has 2 exons.
AUGACGAUGGAACAUCGUCAUGGUGGAGCUCCUAAAGGAUGUCUCGUACGAAUGGGAAUCAGAGCUGUAGCUGGAGGAGUAGGCUUGGCGUCUGAGAGCGUAAAUGCGCACACAGAGAGUAAAGCGGGGACGGACAAGAACAAGCAUCGAAAUCUCGAUAUCGGCAAGGAUACUGGACAUGACCUUGAGGAUGAGCGGAAGUGA